Messenger RNA from Lasiodiplodia theobromae, 309 nucleotides. RefSeq names its product Tetratricopeptide-like helical protein. The transcript has a single exon. The coding region runs from base 1 to 309 and encodes 102 amino acids. NCBI's taxonomy places the organism in Eukaryota, Fungi, Ascomycota, Dothideomycetes, Botryosphaeriales, Botryosphaeriaceae. The record is from RefSeq and is a predicted model, not a curated record.
AUGGCUGAACACCCAAGGAUCGCGGCGCAGGCCAAGGCCGUUGCCGAUUGCUUUCACUUGCUUGUGGAUGUUGGUCUGGAUGACGAAAACCUGCAGAAAUCGGAGUCGACAGAUAUGGAUGAUCAGCUGGCACGAUUCAACAUUUGGGCCAGCAACAUCGGCGUGUUUGCCUCGGGCCAUGCGUCUCUCGACUACCGCCUGCGCGAUAGCCCAGAAGCAAAAACUCUGAUGAUCCAACUGCUUGAAGGGCUUCAGUGGUUCCUCAAAAGAGGUAGCUCCACCAAGCAUGACAGGCGCUACGUGUGCUAA